Messenger RNA from Plutella xylostella (diamondback moth), 2053 nucleotides. Its product is annotated as pyruvate kinase. NCBI's taxonomy places the organism in Eukaryota, Metazoa, Arthropoda, Insecta, Lepidoptera, Plutellidae. Gene Ontology annotation, molecular function: potassium ion binding; pyruvate kinase activity; magnesium ion binding. Gene Ontology annotation, biological process: glycolytic process. The record is from RefSeq and is a predicted model, not a curated record.
GAGUCAGUUUUUGACAGUAGUAAAAAACUUUAUUUACUGUCAGUUUUACAUAAAAUAUUUAAAAUAUUUUGCUUACUACCUUACUACCAACCAACCCACAAUACAAUUUGUAGUACAACCUACCAAGGCUACCCUACCUACCCAUUAACCUACCUGUGUAAGUUUUUGUUUAAUAAUGGCCCUUCCAUGGCAUGUGCCUUUGGAAACCACACCUUCAUUUAAAGCAACGGCAGAAGAGCCUCAACCAUCUCUACUAAAACAUUAUUGUAACGUUAAUAUUCAUACCAAUCCGUGUGAAGAAUUAAAAACUGGACUAAUGUGUGAAAUUGGUAUGAAUAAUAAGGAGCCAUCUACAAUACAAAGAUUAAUUGCAUCAGGUAUGACCGUCGCUCGUUUAAAUAUGCGGGAUUUAGAGCCAAACACAUGUGCUCAGAUAAUACAGAGUAUCAGACAAGCGGCCUACAGUUAUAGUGCUGAUUUAGAAUAUGUUUACCCAUUGGCUCUGAUGAUAGAUGUUCGUGGACCUGAUAUUAUUACCGGUGAUCUUAAAGGCGGAGCGCGGACCACUCUUGAGUUAAUUCCUGAAAAAACUCUAAGAUUGACCACAGAUCCCAACUGGCGUGAAUGCGGUACUUCUGGAUGUCUCUAUGUUGGCUGGGAACACUUAACAGAUCUUAAACGUGGGGAUAUUAUUUACAUGGAUAGCUUGAGUACUGGUAUAAUUAAACUAAUAAUCGAACAAGUUGGUAAUGACUCUAUAGAAUGUACCGUUGAAAAUGGUGGCAUAAUCGGUUCGAAAAUGCCUCUUCGCAUAACACAAAUACCAAGAGAAAAUGAACCUGCCCGACACCAGGGUGACAGUGCAGAAUCCUUCGUUUGUUCUGAUAAAUCUGCUCAUCUAUUCGAAAAUAUCUAUGAUCAGAUAGCCUGGGCGGUUGCAUCAGACGUGGAUGCUUUGUUGAUACCUAACACUCAACAUGAAUCCGAUGUCAAGCAAGUUCGAGAUAUACUUGCAGAUAAAGGAAAGCAUAUUCUUGUCUUUUCAAGCAUUGAAACAAUGUAUGGCGUUGAUAAUAUUGAUGAAAUUAUUGCAGAAUCAGAUGGAAUAUAUUUGGACCGUAGCAUUUUGAGCACAGAUUUACCGAUAGAAAAGAUUUUUAUCGCCCAAAAGAUUAUUGUAUCAAAAUGCAAAGAAGCUGGAAAACCAUGCAUUUGUAAAGCCAUUUUAAAUGAACAAAUUCCAACUCUAUGUGUGUCGGAUAUUGCCAACUUAGUUAUUGACGGUGUUGAUGUAAUCUGUUUAGAGCUUCACUAUGAUUCACCUUUAAAAAAGUUGUCCCCAUCUUAUGACACUGUUCGAAUGGCAGAACAUUGUCUAGCUGCUUCCGCAAUAGUUUGCAGACAGGCAGAACGUGUCAUAUGGCACAAACAUACCUAUGGUAAUUUGGAACUUAUGCAAAGCCCUCUCGAAGAACCUUCAAAGGCUAUAUGCGUUACUGCUAUAGAGCUCGCUAUGAGAUCAAGAGCUGUGGUUAUUAUAUGUUUGACCAAUUCGGGCCGCACUGCUAAAAUACUAUCUCAUGGAUCUCCACCUUGCCCGAUAAUAGCUGUCACAAGAGCUUGUCACACCGCGAGGCAACUACGUUUUUGGAGAGGCGUUCGAUCAAUGCAUUAUUUCGAAGUGGCCCGAGAUAACUGGCCAUUAGAAGUUGAGUGUAGAGUUCACGCGGCCCUUGACUUUUGCAAGGCUAAACGUCUUGUUUGCGCUGGUGACGCGUAUGUGGUUGUAACUGGUACUCGUCGCGGGAGUGGAUAUUGUGAUUUAGUACGGCUUCUCUAUGCUAGUGCUCGUGAUACAGUUAGUGUGGAAUAAUAGACAUGGGAACGUUGAAACAAUCGGAUGAUCCUAUUAGACUUACUCAUUAUAGGUAGGACAAUUUGGAAUUUAUUUUCUAGAAGUAAACUAGUAGACCUACAAAGAACUUAUAAAAAUAUGUACUUACCUACAUUAUAUUUUAUCUUUUUAAAUAAAUAAUGUUAUUUUUCUUGGUAA